CAGCAGGCAUUCUGAAUCCCUGGUAUUGACUUUCAUUCAACUCCAAUCGUCCAACUCCCGACGCUCCUUCCUCCCCCCCUCCUCACCGAAGGCAGCUGGUGGUGGAAAUCACGUGUUUUUGGUGAAUAAAUUAGUUUGACUGUUGCAAUUGGUUCGUGCCAACUUUAUAUUGCUUCAUUUGUUUGGACAUCGUCUGAGCAGUGAUUCUGAUAGUCAUGCUUUCUCCAUAUGCUCUGAUGGCUUUGUUUCUCUGAAUCAAAACCCAAGACCAAGUUCAAGGCAUUUGCAACUCUUUUCAUUGUACUUUGGCUGUGAAUUUGUUGCUAAGCAUUGAUCAAGUUGGGAAAAAUGAACACAAAGUUCGAAAAGGUAUUGGAUAGUGGCAGAAGUGUUGUUGUUGAUCUGAAGAGAAAGAGGUCAGAACAAUGCACCAUCCCUUCAAAGGGAGCUACUCAUGUGCCGUUCACUCUGCAAUACCCACCACCUAUAUCAUCAAUCAAGAAGAUCAACAAGCGGAGGAAACUAAAUGGAUCCAUAAACAAGUAUAGCAGUUUCAACUUUCCAUCUGGGAAGCGUCUGCUUAAAUAUUAUUCCAACUUUAAGAAGAGUGGGAGUUUGCAACGCUUGAUGUAUCAUGACAACGAUGAGUGGAAUGAUUUUUCCAUGGACAUCAUUGCACAUGUCAACAAGGAUCUUCUUGCUGACAAGCCUGCAAUUGAAGUGGAGUUUAAUGGAACCAAGAUUCUGCUAGAUUUCUUGCAUAUGAUGCAGUUGGACCUGAAUACUGGCAUGCAACAGCCUAUUGCUUGGAUUGAUGUCUCUGGGAACUGUUUUUUCCCUGAAAUAUUUAGUGGUUAUGAGGAAACAAAUGGUUAUGACAAUGAAUUUGCUGAGGGUGAAGGAGAUAAAGAUAUGGGAAAUGAGCCUUUUGGUUCCACUGAUAUAAACUUGCAUUUGGAGAUUGCUAUACAUGAAUUAAAUAAUGAGUCCAGUGGUGAAUCCAAUGUGAUUGUCGAGCAGGUAUAUGCUCAUGAGAGUGCUGCUCCUAGAAUUUGUGAUGAUGAAAGUAAUGAUAAUUGCUCCAAGGCAUCAUAUGGGGAUGUCGAUGUGAAAUGUGAGGAUAGUCAGCAAAUUGAUGGAAACAUGAUUCAAGUGGUUGGCCCUGUACCUGGGUCCUUGGGAAGCGACACUGUCAAGGAGCUGUUUGUAAAAAGUAUUAGCUUGGCUGCUGCAGAGGUUGUUGAGAUACACCAUUGUACGAGCAUUUUGAUGAAAAGUCGGUUGGAACUAUUUGAGAAACAGGUGGAAAUAACAAAAAAGUACCGCGGAGAUGCAAAUGUCCUGUAUGCAUGGCUUCCUUGUUCGAAAGAAUCUGUUACAACCAUACUAAAGUAUGGGAUAGGGCAUUACACGCCCUUGGAAUUGAAGCCCCUCAAUAGUACGGGGAUACAUCUGAUCCCUGCAAAUGGUACUCAAAUCAGUAUCGAUUGUUUAGAUGUUGACGAAAAUGAUGUACGGCAUAUGGUAUUCUGCCGUGUUAUAAUGGGGAAUAUGGAGCUUGUUAGCUGUGGAUCAAGUCAGUUCCAUCCCAGUAGUGAGGAAUUUGAUAGCGGUGUUGACACACUUCCCAAUCCAAGUCGUUAUGUUGUAUGGGACAUGAAUAUGACUUCUCACAUCUACCCAGAAUGUGCAAUUAGUUUCAAGAUGACUUCUGAUGUUGAAGGACCUAUUUUUGGGAAAGAGAGCAUGGUUGAUCAUCCUGUCCUCAAUACUUGUUAUGAAGGACCUCAUGACCAGAUUGCAGGAAAACCAUUUCAAGCUAGGACCCCUAAGAGCCCUUGGAUGCCAUUUCCCAUGCUGCUUGCUGCCAUUUCAAGCAAAGUCCCUUCUCAGCACAUGGACCUUGUGAAGAACAACUAUGCGCUGUUCAGACAUAAAAAGAUAAACCGGGAUACAUUUGUGAAGAAAUUGAGGACCAUUGUUGGUGAUGAUUUACUGAAGUCGGCAAUAACAAGUCUUCGGUGCAAGGUGUCAGACAAACCCCAAGGUUGAAACGGUGUGCAGCUAAGCGUGAGUGACCCGGAAGUCGAAUUAUCGUAUAAAUGUGCAUGUAAUGUCAAUAAGUCAAUUUGCUUCACGACAUUUGGUGUAGUUUGAAAGCUCUAGAAGUGUUGUUUUCAUGUAUGGACUUGUUUUUAAACUAGAUGCAAAAUAACUCGGAUUGGUUUGUUUUGAUGAAGAUAAAUGAUCUUUACCUUA
Salvia splendens (bonfire salvia) is the source of this 2259-nucleotide messenger RNA. Its product is annotated as inactive poly [ADP-ribose] polymerase RCD1. The transcript has 7 exons. The record is from RefSeq and is a predicted model, not a curated record. Lineage: Eukaryota; Viridiplantae; Streptophyta; Magnoliopsida; Lamiales; Lamiaceae. The coding region runs from base 349 to 2052 and encodes 567 amino acids. Gene Ontology annotation, molecular function: NAD+ poly-ADP-ribosyltransferase activity.